AUGGCGACCAACGCGCCCACAUCUUCAGUCGCGCCGGUGAUGGCGGCGACGGCGCCUGCGGACCAACCACCCAAAGCGCCCACCAAGACCGACGAUGGUGAUGAAUCGGAGUGGGAGUACGAGUACUCGACCACUGAGACCGAGGCCCAGACAUACUACCUGACUGUCGACCUCUCGAUCCCCCAGCUCCUACGCCGAAAGCGAAAUGCACCGGUCUCCGGUCGGGGAGGUUAUCACUACAAACACUGGGCAGGCCCUCACCGAAAACCCGACGAGCCGAAACACCACCGCAUCCUGUCGGACGACGAGAACGAUGACGAGCCCACGGCGGAGCCUGAGGAAGACGAAGAGAUGGACCAGGGCCAGAUGGAUCCGAACGCUGACGGCUUCGACGCAGACUUUGAGUCUGACCCGGCUGCCGACAUACAGAUCCUGGACCUACACUCUGACAAACCCAUGUUCGCAUACAAAGGGAAGGUUUUCGAGGGGCAGUGGUCACGCAACCUGGGCACGGAGGUCAUCUUCACAGAACACGAUCCGGAAAAUCCCAUCCCUGCUCUACGCCAUCUCCAGGGUGGUGUGGACAUGCUCGCAGCCAGCUGGUCACGCAUCAACACAAUGGAGAGGCGGCUGGAACCGAAGCAUGAGGCGGCAGCCAAGGACGACCCUUUGAAGGAAAUCAGAAGGCAGAACGGAAUCCAUAUACCCAUCACAGCAGACAAAACAGGCGAGCGAAAACGACAGACAAGGUUUCUGGAGAAUCUAAUGGCGCUGAAGGUUAAAAGGGGCGAAAAGGACGAAGUGACAGUGUACGCGCAUGCAGCUCCGAAGCAAAUCAACGAGGGCACGAACAGCCGAAGGAAAAGACGGAAGCCGUUGCCGGACGGCAGGCCGAAGAAGCGUCGGGGUCGCGGAGGCGGCGUCCGCGGGAGAGGUGGUCUAUCGACGAUGGAGGUCGGGUCUGACAGCAAAGCAGAGCCAGGCAGCGCAGCCGAGGCCGCGGCUACUCGAGAAGGAACCUUGUCUACGCCUACGCCAAUAACAUGGGCAGACCUGAGUGGACAUGCCGAAAGGGCGGGCACGGCUGCAGGCCCCAACGACGAUGAUGAAGCAAGCGAGAACGACACUGAUGACUACGAGGAAGGUGGGGACCUGGAAUAG
Messenger RNA from Colletotrichum spaethianum, 1161 nucleotides. RefSeq lists its product as uncharacterized. The transcript is spliced from 2 exons. The coding region runs from base 1 to 1161 and encodes 386 amino acids. Lineage: Eukaryota; Fungi; Ascomycota; Sordariomycetes; Glomerellales; Glomerellaceae. The record is from RefSeq and is a predicted model, not a curated record.